GAAGAUGUAGCAUGUCUGUGUGCUUGUAGUAACUCCACUUGUUUCAGAGCCUUCAAGCGAGAUAACAAUACAUCUAUUCAUAUACAUUGCAAAUUCUACAUUUUCUUGACAUAUUUUUGCAUGUAGGUUGGGAUGAACCGCGCGGUUCAAGGACAUUGCUUGCAUACCACUUCGCCAGCCUGUGUCCUGAUCUGAACGAAUGCUGCGUUCAUGGCCAGCAAUGACGUUAUUUCCUGGGGGUGGCAGUGGGAGCAAAGUACUGCAGUUCUAGGGAACAGUGUAUGCGAGUCUGACAUAGGAGCAUUUGGUCCGGAACAACCUGCUGCACUAACUUCACAUUGUACGAAUAUAAUCGCAUGAAGAACUGUUUUUUUUUUUUUUUUUUACCAACGCACUUCAAGACAAAUUCAUUUGAUUCAGAUAGGUAUAUAUUUUGUACCGCCUCGGUUCGUGUGGACGUUUAGGCAGACUCAUAACGAACCAUGGCGGAGAGAAGUGGCCGGCUGAGCUUCGGUGGCGGGGCGCUCAACAGACCCGUGCCGAUGAACCUGUUCGCCACAUGGGAAAUAGAUGGCUCGUCCCCGAGUUGCAUCCCGAGGUUGUGCAGUCUGACUCUGAAGAGGUUGGUGGUCCUGAGGGAGUUGGAUAAGGAGCUCAUCUCUGUGGUCAUCGCUGUCAAGAUCCAGGGUUCCAAGAGGAUCCUGAGGUCCCAUGAGAUAGUGCUGCCCCCUAGUGGCUCAGUGGAGACUGACCUGGCUCUCACCUUCUCACUGCAGUACCCUCACUUCCUGAAGAGAGAGGGUAACAAGCUCCAGAUCCUGCUGCAGAGGAGGAAGAGAUACAAGAACAGGACUAUCCUGGGAUACAAGACCCUGGCUGUAGGAACCAUCGAUAUGGCUGAGGUGAUGCAGCACCCUACGGAGGGGGGCCAGGUUCUGUCUCUGUGCAGUAACCAGAAGGAGAUGCUGGGUAAAGUAGCUGAGAUCUGGAUCUUCUCACUGUCCAGUCAGCCGAUAGACCACGAAGAGGCCGCUCUGCAGGAAGGAACCAAGAUCAAAUGUUCAGAUACCUACUCGGAGGAGGAGUAUGAGAGUUUCUCUUCAGAGCAGGAGGCCAGCGAUGACGCUGUUCAGGGUCAGGACCUUGAGGAUGAUGAGUAUGAUGUGAGGAAGCCUAAGAAGCACAGGAGGUCUAUCGUGAGGACUGCCUCAAUUACCAGGCAGCAGAACUUUAAACAGAGACUGGUGGCCCUGAUCAAGAGGUUCCGAGUCUCAGACGAGGUGUUGGACUCGGAGCAGGACCCGGCUGAGCCCCCUCCAGAGGUAGAGGAGGAUCUGGACCUAGAGAGUCUGGAGUUUGAGAACCCCAGUGACAGUGGACCAGAACUAGACGAUGACGACAGUGUCCUCAGCACCCCGAAACCUAAACUCAAGCCAUAUUUUGAGGGUCUCUCCCUCUCCAGUUCGCACACAGAUAUUGGCAGCAUCCACAGCAGCCGGAGUCACAGAGAACCACCAAGUCCGAUGGACCCAGACAAGACUACGAACAGAGGCGACAAGUUCCAGGUGGACAAUGUCUCAGAUAACGCUUCUCUUCAGGAGGAGCAACAAGAGGCAGUAACCCCCACUACAGAGUUGGAGAUGGACAACAUGGACACCUUCCUGGAGAAGCUGCCCCCUACUGGCAAGAUGAAGAAGACCGAGUCCCUCAUCAUCCCUUCCAACAGGUGGCAGGAAGCUAAGUUGGCGGGGAGGAGAGGGAGAAGUACUUCCCUAAAGGAGCGCCAGCCCAACAGACCACAGAAUGAGAGAGCCAACAGCCUGGAUAACGAACGCUUGCUCGACACACGCUGCCAUCUACAGUGUAUUCCCCCUCCACAGAUCCCCAGGAAGACCGUGUAUGACCAGCUGAACCACAUCCUAGUGUCUGACCACCAUCUACCUGACAGCAUCAUCCUCAUCAACACAUCUGAUUGGCAGGGCCAGUAUCUGUCAGGUGUUCUCCAGAGCCAGCACCUCCCGGUGGUGUGUACCUGUACUACAGCAGACAUCCAGGCUGCCUUCAACACCAUCGUCUCACGCAUACAGAGAUUCUGUAACUGUAACAGCCAGACACCCAUCCCCAUAAAGAUAGCUGUGGCUGGGGCCCAACACUACCUCGGAGCAGUCCUCAGGCUGUUUGUAGACCACCUCUCUUACAAGACCCCUGAUUGGCUGGGCUACAUGAGGUUUCUCAUCAUACCACUAGGAUCUCAUCCAGUUUCCAAGUACCUGGGUACCAUCGACUAUCAAUACAACAGUUUAUUCCAGGAUACAGCGUGGACGGACCUGUUUCACAAGCCAGAAGCACCAGUCAUGGUGCAGGAGAGUCCAGAUGUGGUUUCCAGGGUAACCCAGUAUAUGGUCGCGGCCAAUGGAGCUCACCAACUACCCAUCGCAGAGGCCAUGCUCACAUACAAACAGAAGAGGAAAAAGAGCUUUCAUUUUGAUUUUGCAAUAAGCCCUGAUGAGGACUCGUGUCAGAAGUUCAUUCCCUUUAUCGGAAUGGUGAAAGUUGGCAUCGUGGACCAGUCAUCUGCAACAUCAGGUGACUCUGACGAUGCGUCCCCCAUGGGAAUGGUUUUCCACUCCUCCACCCCUCAGGUGUCCCCCGCCCUGAAGGAAGCCUCACCCACACCUCCCUCUUCCCCCUCAGUCAACACAAGCUUCAGUUCAUACAGUUCUCCCCAGGGGGAGCUGAUGGGACUACAGGUGGACUACUGGGUGGCUCCCUCCCCGGCUGACAGGAAGAGAGACAUGGAGAAAAGGGACUCGUCCUCCUCUAAGAACACUCUGAAGUGUACGUUUCGCUCGCUGCAGGUCAGCAGGCUCCCCCAGCCCGGGGCCCAGCCACAGCCCGCCAUGUCCAUGACCGUCGUCAUGAAGGAGAAGAACAAGAAAGUCAUGUUCCUGCCAAAGAAGACUAAAGACAAGGAUGUGGAGUCUAAGAGCCAGGUGAUCGAUGGCAUCAGUCGACUGAUCUGCACUGCCAAGCACCAGCAGACUAUGCUGAGGGUGCUGAUUGACGGCGUGGAGUGGAAUGAUGUCAAGUUUUUCCAGUUGGCGGCACAGUGGUCGUCACACGUCAAACAUUUCCCCAUCGGGAUCUUUGGACACACUAAAGGGCCUUACUAGCAGGCCCCGCAGGCAGCGACUAGAGCUAGUAUCCAUAGAGACCGUUACCAUAGUAGCGACCAUUACCAUAGUAGCGACCGUUACCAUAGUAGCGACCGUUACCAUAGUAGCGACCGUUACUAUAGUAGCGACUUUUACCAUAGACACUCAUCUGGAACUGAGGACGACGCCCCCGCUCUCAUGUGCCAAUAGCCUUUAACCUCCUAGCUCCGCUCUUUGCACUGCCCCGCCCCCCCAGUCUGCACUGCCCCGCCCGCACAUCAUAGCCUGGUCCCAGGUCUGUUUGUGUUGUCUUGUCAACGAUUUGCUUGACAAUGACCAUAGGAGUUGGCAAGACAGCACAAACAGACCUGGGACCCAAUGUCUUAAUUUAAGCUCCAGCUUUCCCUUGUGUUUUAUGUUAAUACGUUUUUGUGUUUUUUUUCUCUUCUAUAUGUAUAUUAUAAACCUUCCCGAGGCAAGGCUGUCAAGGGGACAUUUUGUUUUCUCACCAAGCUUUAAAAAUGUUUAAAAAAAAAUCCUGCUGAUAUUUUGAAAAACAAAUAGCAGAAACCUAAUGAAAUAAUCAUUUGAUAAAUUAACUAAUUAACUCCUAAAAAGCAAGUGCUCAACUUUUCAGCCCCCUCCCUCCCUCUCUUUUUUUUAUGUGGCGAAGAUGGAUCGUUUCAAACACUUUGCCAGGCACAAAUUAGCUAGAUAACUCUUUGUCAAGAUCACUUCGUAACCAAAGGCCCUGAAACGAUGGCUGGUGGAGAAGGGAGGAUGGAGGGUGGUAGAGGAUGACAACACAGAAGAGAUUGCUUAUCUUGUAAGGCUGGAAGAAGGAGUGGUCUGGAUCCUCAAAUUAAAUGACUUUAAGCCUAGACAUCCCUAGUCCUGGGGUGUAUUCACUAGGAACUAAAUAGAAGCAAACGGUACGGAGAGGGACCUACCUGAAUUUGUCCAAUAGGAACUCUUGUUUUCGUUACGAAACAUUUUCCAUUGUGAAACGUUUUUGCUACAGUGUGCACUUAUGAAUACUCCCCUAAUGACAGUGGCUCCUGUUAUAGCCGGCUACUGAGACUCUCUGCACUAAUCGGAUGUAGCCGGCCGCUGAGACUCUCUGCACUCAUCGGAUGUAGCCGGCCACUGAGACCCUCUGCACUCAUCGGAUGAAGACUGAAAUGUGCAAUAAAAUUAGCCUGAAAUCCAGACCUGUUUUUUGCUAACAUUCCACACCUUGUACUCCAUGUCAUAUGUUUGCCAAUCACAAGGAGUGGCAAGGAGUGGAAUGAUAGCACAAACAGAGAGGUACCAGGCUACAAUAUACUAUAUACGUCCUGUACAUCCAAUCAAUUAAAUGUAAAUGCAGCUCAUUGAGAUGGCACUGACCCUGCAAUGACAAAUGGUUGAUGCAUAUCUAGCACUCUAUCCUGCCCUCUCCCUCUUUUUCCCUCUUCCCAUCCCUCUCUCUAUCCUGCCCUCUCCCUCUUUCCCUCUUCCCAUCCCUCUCUCUCUCUAUCCUGUCCUCUCUCUCUCUAUCCUGCCCUCUCCCUCUCUUUCCCUCUUCCCAUCCCUCUCUCUUCCCCUCCCUCUCUUUCCCUCUUCCCAUCCCCCUCUUUUUCCCUCUUCCCAUCCCUCUCUCUUUCCAUCUUCCCCUCUAUUUCCAUCUUCCCCUCCCUCUCUAUUUCCAUCUUCCCCUCCCUCUCUAUUUCCAUCUUCCCCUCCCUCUCUCCUUCCCUCUUCUCCUCCCUCUCUCUUUCCAUCUUCCCCUCUCUUUCCCUCUUCCCCUCUCUUUCCCUCUUUCCCUCUUUCCAUCUUCCCCUCCCUCUCUCUUUCCCUCUUCUCCUCCCUCUCUCUUUCCAUCUUCCCCUCUCUUUCCAUCUUCCCCUCCCUCUCUCUUUCCCUCUUCCCCUCCCUCUCUCUUUCCAUCUUCCCCUCUCUUUCCAUCUUCCCCUCUUUCCCUCUCUCUCCUCUUUCCCUCCCCACCUUCCCCUCUUUCCCUCUCCCCCUCCCUCUCUCUUUCCCCCUCCCUCUCUCUUUCCCUCCCCAUUUUCCCCUCUCUUUCCCUCUCCCCCCCUCUUUCCCUCUUCCCCUCCCUCUCUCCCUCUCCCCCUCUCUCUCCCCCCUCUCUAUUUCGCUCUCAUUCCAUCCAUCCUUCUACCCUAUCCUGUUUCUCACAACAACCACGACAACACUCCUCUCGACACUCCACACACCUUCUGUCAGAAUACUAGACAUACAUUUAAACUUCAACCCACUCAUUAUCGGAGUCAUAUAUCUAGUGAGAUGGGACAUUGAGGUUUCUGCAUUUUACAUAACAUGGCUGCCAUAGAAUGUUGUAGCGUCAUCUCCCCCAUUAACAUGACAUGGAGAAUAUUUAAACAAUGAUAUGUCACUGAAUGUCUAGAAUUUAGAACAAUAUUCAACCUUCUAAAAGUUGUCCCAACUCCACAUAUAUGGCUCUGGUCAUUUGAUAAGAUCCCCAACGCUCGGUCUGAACAUUAAUUGGCAUCGCUUGCGGUGCGGUUUUGGAAGUAUAAGGGCCUUAUCUUUCAUAUCAGCGAGAAAUAAUGAUCAAAAAACCAAAGGUUAAAUUGAUACACACCUUUAUAGGGUUAGUGUGCCCACACGGCCAUAUCUAACUUUUUUAAACAGGUGUGUUCUAGAAAUGUGUUGUCACUGAAAAAUACUGUUGCUGCAACUGUGUUAAAAUCGGUUAAAAAAAAAAGGGUACAGUAAGUAGAGGGAUUUAUGUUUCUAGAACCGUAUCGCAAUUGAGAAUCGAUUCACGUUUAGAUGGGGUAUUUUUUGGUCGUUUUGGCUGCCAGAGAAAGUCUACCUUUCCCAAAAAAACAUAGAUUAAAUUUGCUUUGUGAAGCCUGGAAUGAUUUUCACGUUGAACUGGCAACUUGUAGUUUUCUCCUCUACAAGGAUAUAAGUAUUUUAAGUUCUGUACUAUAAAUAUAUCCUGUUUAUCUUGGAAAAGUGGAUUGUAAUGAAUGGAGGGUUCCCUUAUUAAAAUAUGUAGCCUAUUGUUAAAAAAAAAAGACUACCACUGUAAUCCUAAUGUUGGGGAUAAUAAAACUAGACUCUUAAA
Salvelinus fontinalis (brook trout) is the source of this 6252-nucleotide messenger RNA. It is a transcript of the gene pacs2, whose product is annotated as phosphofurin acidic cluster sorting protein 2. NCBI's taxonomy places the organism in Eukaryota, Metazoa, Chordata, Actinopteri, Salmoniformes, Salmonidae. The transcript is spliced from 25 exons. The coding region runs from base 483 to 3173 and encodes 896 amino acids. The record is from RefSeq and is a predicted model, not a curated record. Gene Ontology annotation, biological process: protein localization to plasma membrane. Gene Ontology annotation, molecular function: transmembrane transporter binding.